Messenger RNA from Anopheles funestus (African malaria mosquito), 1755 nucleotides. It is a transcript of the gene Fkbp12, whose product is annotated as peptidyl-prolyl cis-trans isomerase Fkbp12. The transcript has 3 exons. Lineage: Eukaryota; Metazoa; Arthropoda; Insecta; Diptera; Culicidae. The coding region runs from base 241 to 567 and encodes 108 amino acids. Gene Ontology annotation, molecular function: peptidyl-prolyl cis-trans isomerase activity. The record is from RefSeq and is a predicted model, not a curated record.
GGUUCGUUCGAGCAUUUGACAGCUUCUUGGAAGUUUCUUUUGUUCGAUCGUUGCUUGGGAAUCGACGCGCAAGACGGAAGACAUUUUCUUUUCAAGCCGUAAACCAACGUUUGCAAGUGUUUGAGCUCACUCGCUGCAGCUGCUUGUGACCUUCACGUGUAAGUAGUGCAAUCUUUGGCGGCUAAUUUUUCACCACUGUCGCCAAGAAGCCGUAACUAGGCAAGAAGAAAAAAGAAAAAAAUGGGUGUACAGAUUGUCCCAAUUGCCAACGGUGAUCAAACCACCUUCCCGAAACCGGGUCAAACUGCGGUCGUUCACUACACCGGAACGCUGGACGAUGGUACGGUGUUCGAUUCGUCGCGUACUCGCGGCAAGCCGUUCAAGUUCUCGGUCGGCAAGGGUGAAGUGAUCCGUGGCUGGGAUGAAGGUGUCGCCCAGAUGUCGGUCGGUCAGCGCGCUAAGCUGGUGUGCUCGCCGGACUAUGCCUACGGUAGCCGUGGCCAUCCGGGUGUCAUUCCGCCGAACGCUCGGUUGACCUUCGACGUGGAGCUGCUGCGAGUAGAAUAAGCAGCAUCCUUGGAUGUCUGCUCACAUAUGUUUCACAUGCAAAUAUUUACCAGAUACACCGAUGCAUUGACCGAUACCGAAUCGAAUGAAGUAAGAUGAAUCGUCUGUGAAGUGUGGCAAGCAAUCGACGGGAGUAGAGACUGGAAGAAAAUUGAUAAGAACCGCACACACACACACAUCCAUCACCUCCUCUUACCUUGCAACUACUACACAUUCUUAUCGUCUCGUUCGUAGCAGUCAGUAAAGAUUAUCUUUAAUCCAUCACAAAAUACAGCAGCAGCAUUAUGGUUAAAUUUUGGAACGUGCUACGGUCGUUCUAGUCGCGCUUAGUACCGUUCUAUUGGAAACAUUAAAAAAGAAAAGCACAUCUUUAGUUGUUACAAUUUAACCUAACCUACCUAGUCUGUUUUCUUGAAUAAUUUCUAAAUUAAUUGUACAUUCAGCACCGUGGAGAGGUACACAAGUCUCCGAUUUUUAAUUCCAAAUUGCACCUAAAUGCAUUUAAAUAUUGCACUGGCCGGAAAAGGAAAAUGGAUCGUAAAAAUUGAUUUGUAGAAAGAUGGGGGAAAGAAGAAGCACCCUAGCUAGAGAAGGUGGUAGAGCGAAAUGUGGAGCGAGAAGAAUUGUUAAAUCAAAAGCUAAUAGCCGAAAGAUGAUAGAAGCUGGAAGUAUCGAUUCAAAUAUAAUUAAGCUAAUUGCAAAUGUCCCUUAAAAAAAUACAUUCACAGCAUUCGUGGCUGAUUGUGAACGAUGAUGAUGAAGAAAGCGAAUCUUACUUUUCAAGCACUUGCUACCAACUUGUCCUCUCUAUGUAAAAUUAGCGCUCGGGGCGGAAUUUCCCAUUUCUUGUUUUGCUGCUGUAGGAGUACAAUCAUUCAGCACUCUCACGUACAAUAUAAGCCCGCAGAAGCUCGGACAGUUUAUCUACCGAUGCUUUUGUGGCUUUUCGGUGUCCAGUUUGAAGCAUUUAUUCGUAAUACAAUGGGAGUGUUUAUUGCUCGUCGAGGAAAGACGGUGCAAUCAUCCCCCUUUUUACAUUACAUAUUAGCUACCGUUACUGCCCGGAGUGCAAACAGGUUUGGUAAUCCAAAAGAAUAUCUCUACACGAAAAAUUGGUCAUGGUCGGAACAAUGUGAAAUUUACUGAAAUUCAAUAAAACCAUUAACUCUAUACCAAAUCAGAAGGAAA